Vitis vinifera (wine grape) is the source of this 2259-nucleotide messenger RNA. Its product is annotated as phosphate transporter PHO1 homolog 3. Gene Ontology annotation, cellular component: Golgi apparatus; plasma membrane; trans-Golgi network. NCBI's taxonomy places the organism in Eukaryota, Viridiplantae, Streptophyta, Magnoliopsida, Vitales, Vitaceae. The coding region runs from base 1 to 2259 and encodes 752 amino acids. The record is from RefSeq and is a predicted model, not a curated record. The transcript has 13 exons. Gene Ontology annotation, molecular function: inositol hexakisphosphate binding. Gene Ontology annotation, biological process: phosphate ion transport; cellular response to phosphate starvation.
AUGAAGUUUGGGAAGGAGUUCACAUCACAAAUGGUGCCAGAAUGGCAAGAAGCAUAUAUGGAUUACAAUUUUCUCAAGACCCUUCUAAAAGAAGUGGAGCGUUUCAAGCAAGGAAGCAAGCCACCAGCCACACCCGCUCGGCUAAAGCGAAAGCUAACACUUCAUAGAGCUUUCAGUGGCCUAACUCACUUUGCAAGGAAUGGCCAUCCCACGUGCUCCUCUGAAUCUGACAUUGAAAGCCAAGCAAUUCUCGUCCAUUCAGUGGAGCGAAAUGGCUUUGCUGGCUAUGAAACUACGUUUCUUAAGUUAGGAGAGGAGGGAGCAGAAUACGAGCUUGUGUACUUUAGAAGACUUGAUGACGAGUUAAAUAAAGUUGACAAGUUUUACAGGUCUAAGGUGGAAGAGCUGAUGAUUGAGGCUGCAUCAUUGAAUAAGCAAAUGGAUGCUUUAAUUGCUUUUCGGGUCAAGGUGGAGAAUCCACAAGGUUUGUUUGAUAGCUCGGCAGAGAUGAAUCACCUUUCCAUGGAUGUUGCAACUUCAGCGGCUGCUACUACUCCAUCCAGGGCUAGAGCAAGCAGUAAGUGUAAGCCAAAUAGCAUUAGGGGCACUAGGCCAGCUCCAUUACAGAUACUUGAUCGGGUGAAAAUGAACAACACUGUGGAGACUCCUUGUUCCACCAUCAAAGGCUUCCUUAAUCCUGAUCAGCUAACGGCGCUAUACUUCACGAGAGAAAAUCUGAAAAGGGUUGAGCAAAAACUUAAGAAGGCUUUCAUUGAAUUUUAUCAUAAGCUUUGCCUUCUAAAAAGCUAUAGCUUCUUGAAUAGUUUGGCUUUUUCGAAGAUCAUGAAGAAAUAUGAUAAGAUUGCCUCUAGAAAUGCCUCAAAAUCUUACUUGAAAAUGGUGGAUGAAUCCUACCUUGGCAGCUCGAACAAGGUUAGCAAGCUAAUGGAAAGGGUGGAAGCUACCUUCAUCAAGCAUUUCUGUAACUCAAACCGUAGUAAAGGGAUGAACAUCUUGAGACCCAAAGCAAAGAAAGAAAGGCAUAGAGUAACAUUUUCCCUUGGUUUCUUUGCUGGCUGCACAGUAGCUCUAAUAUUGUCCCUCAUUUUGAUUAUUUGUACCCGCCAUCUCCUUAAACUUAAGGAAGAGGGAGAAAAGUACAUGGAAAACAUGUUUCCUCUUUACAGCUUGUUUGGGUUCAUUGUUCUGCACAUGCUCAUGUACGCUGGGAAUAUAUACUUCUGGAGGCGAUACCGUGUCAAUUAUUCAUUUAUAUUUGGUUUCAAGCAAGGAACUGAAUUGGGCUACCGAGAAGUUCUCUUCCUUGGUUUUGGGGUUGCAGUAUUAGCCCUAGCGAGUGUGCUACCAAACCUGGAGCAGACGGACCCAGAAACAGAAGAUUACAUAGCAUUCACUGAACUCCUUCCCCUGGGUUUACUUGUGCUUGUAAUUGUCAUAUUGAUCUGCCCUUUGAACAUCAUAUACCGCUCCAGUAGAUUCUUCUUUCUUAAAUGCUUGUUUCAUUGUUUUUGUGCACCUCUCUAUAAGGUCACACUCCCAGAUUUUCUCGUGGCAGAUCAGCUAACUAGCCAGGUGCAAGCAUUUAGAAGUUUGGAGUUCUACAUUUGCUACUAUGGUUGGGGAGACUACAAACAUAGACAAAACACCUGUAAAACAAAUGUUGUAUAUAAUACUUUCUACUUCAUUGUAGCUGUGGUUCCAUACUGGUCUCGCCUUCUUCAGUGCCUCAGACGCCUGUUUGAAGAGAAAGAUCUGAUGCAAGCAUAUAAUGGGGUAAAAUAUAUCUCAACCAUAGUAGCCGUUAGUGUGAGGACAGCAUACAGUCUUGACAAGGGAAUGGGUUGGAGGAUAGUCGCCUGGGUUUCCUCUGCAAUUGCUGCAAUCACUGGAACAUACUGGGACCUUGUUUUUGACUGGGGCUUACUCCAAAAGCAUGCUAAGAACCGCUGGUUGAGAGACAAACUCCUUGUCCCUCACAAGAGUGUAUAUUUUGGAGCAACGGUUUUGAAUGUCUUGCUGAGAUUUGCCUGGUUGCAAACGGUGUUGGAUUUCCAGUUGUCUGUCAUACAUAGAGAAGGCUUAAUUGCAAUCGUAGCCAGCCUUGAGAUUAUCCGUCGUGGCAUAUGGAAUUUCUUCAGGUUAGAGAAUGAACAUUUAAAUAAUGUUGGCAAGUUCCGAGCAUUCAAGUCGGUUCCACUACCUUUCAACUGCGAUGAAGAUGAUGAGAAGGAUGGGUAG